AUGACCGUGAAAACACACCAAAGAAUUCACACAGCGGAGAAGGCUUAUACAUGCUCAGAAUGUGGAAAGGGCUUCAGAUGGAACUGCGACCUUAACUUACAUAAAAGAAUUCAUACAGGGGAGAAGCCUUAUAAAUGCUUAGAGUGUGGAAACAGUUUCAGUCAAGGCCAGAGCCUUAAACGUCAUGAAAGUAUUCACACAGGGGAAAAGCCCUUUAAAUGCUCAGAGUGUGGAAAGAGCUUCAGUCGGCGCUUCGACCUUAACUCACAUCAAAGAAUUCACACAGGGGAGAAGCCCUUCAAAUGCCUAGAAUGUGGAAAGAGCUUUAGCAGGAGCUCUGGUCUUAAAAUACACCAAAGAAUUCACACAGGAGAGAAGCCCUAUAACUGCACGGAAUGUGGAAAGAGUUUCAGUCAUGGCCGUAGCCUUAAACAACAUAAAAGAAUUCACACAGGGGAGAAGCCAUAUACAUGCUCUGAGUGUGGAAAGAGCUUCAGUCAAAGUUCCCAUCUGAAACAACAUCAAAGAAUUCACUCAGGGGAGAAGCCUUAUGAAUGCUCAGAGUGUGGAAAGUGCUUCAGUCAAAGCAUGACACUUAAAAUACACCAAAGAAUUCACACAGGGGAGAAGCCCUUUAAAUGCUCAGAGUGUGGAAAGAGCUUCAGUGAUAGCUCCAGCCUUAAAGUUCAUCAAAGAAUUCACACAGAGAAUGGAGUGAAAGAGUGGAAAUGCUCUGCAUGUGGAAAGAGCUUCAGUCGGAUUUCCACCAUUAAAAAACAUCUAAGAAUUCACACAGGGGAAAAACCCUAUAAAUGUUCAGAGUGUGGAAAGAGCUUCAGUCAGAGCUGCAACCGUAAACUCCAUCAAAGAAUUCACACAGGGGAGAAGCCUUAUAAAUGCUCAAUGUGUAGAAAGAGCUUCAGUGGAAGCUCCGACCUUAAAAAACAUGAAAGAAUUCAUACAGGAGAGAAGCCCUAUAAAUGCUCAGAUUGUGGAAAGAACUUCAUUCAUAGGUAUAUCCUUAAACUGCAUCAAAGAAUUCACACAGGGGAGAAGCCCUAUCAAUGCUCAGUGUGUGGAAAGAGCUUCAUUCAGAGUGCCAGCCUUAAACAACAUCAAAAAAUUCACACAGGAGAGAAGCCCAAUAAAUGCUCAGAGUGUGGAAAGAGCUUCAGUGGAAGCUCCGACCUUAAAAAACAUGAAAGAAUUCAUACAGGAGAGAAGCCCUAUCAAUGCUCAGAGUGUGGAAAGAGCUUCAGUCAUAAGUAUGUCUUUAAACAACAUGAAAGAAUUCACACAGGGGAGAAGCCCUAUCAAUGCUCAGUGUGCGGAAAGAGCUUCAUUCAGAGUGCCCACCUUAAACAACAUCAACAAAUUCACACAGGGGAGAAGCCCUAUCAAUGCUCAGUGUGUGGAAAGAGCUUCAGUCGGAGCACCCAUCUUAAACAACAUCAAAUAAUUCACACGAGAGAAGCCCUAGCUCCAAGGACUUUUGAGUCUGCUCACAAAUCCAUCCAGUUCAAGAGCAAGUGCCGGAGGAGAGGUGCUUCAAGGCCUCCUGGGUCACGGAGAGCUUGGGAGGAGGCUCAGGGCAGAGCAAGCACAGAAUACUGGAAGAUCCUGUCCUUCUUAUUUGCCAUUCAGGAGAUCAACCAGGAGCCCAGGAUCUUACCCAACCUCACCCUGGGCUACAACAUCCAAGACAACUACUUUGAUGCAAAAAUGACUUCAGACACCUUGCUAGACCUGCUGUCUCCUGGGCAGGGCAAUACGCCCAACUAUAAAUGUGGAAGGAAAAAUCACCCAUUGGCCAUCCUGGAAGGGGCUGACUCUGACAUCUCCAUCCAGAUUGCAACCAUGUCGAGCACCUACAAAAUCCCACAGGUGAAUUAUGCUUUUGUUUCUCAUGUUCUGAGCGAUAGAACUCAGUUCCCUUUUUUCUACCCAACCAUCCCCAAAGAAGGAAGCCAGUACCCGGGGAUUGUCCGACUGCUCCUGCAUUUCAGGUGGACCUUGGUCGGUCUUGUCGCUCCAGACACGGACAACGGAGAGAGUUGCAGGAGGACAUUGGCACCGGAGCUCACCAGGAACGGCGUUUGCGUUGCUUUCGUACAAAGCAUCCCAGGAAUGAACAGGAACAAAGUGGUGAUCCGUUAUCCCUCAUUCGAGAAGUGGAGACAAGUGAAUGCCUUGGUCUACUGUGCAGAGACUGGCUCCUUCUUAAAUGGCAUACACAUUAUGCAAAAGGUAAUUAAAAUGUUAAUGAAACCUGUUGUAGGGGAAGUCUGGAUCACAACGGCUUUGUGGGACCUCACCUUGGAGUUGAUGCAUCAAGUGUCUUUUCAAAACAUCCGUGGACUUUUUUCCUUCUCCAUCCAGACAAAUAAAAGGAAAAAAUACGUUGAUAUUUCACACUUUUACUUUGCUAUCAAGCAGUUUGUGGAGAAAGCCUUUAGCUGUUCCUAUUCCAGGCACGCCUUGUCUGUGAAAGGCUGGACCAGAUGCAGGGAGAAUGAGAAACCGGAGGCCCUGCCCCAAGAGGACGUGGAGAGGAUUCUGUCUCUGGACACCUACGUCAUUUACAACACCGUCCACGCUGUGGCCCGCGCCUUAGGCGCUGCUUGCACGAGGCGGGCGGUGGAGCGUGGAGCCAGGCUGGAUGUUCAGAGGCUGCACCCAUGGCAGUUUCACACUUUCUUGAGAAGCUCCCAGUUCUACAAUAAUUCUAUGGACCAAGUGUAUUUGGACGAGGACGGAGACCUGGCGGCUGACUUUGACAUCGUGAACUGGGUGGUGUUUCCCAAUUGGUCUGUCGUAAGGGUGAAAUUUGGGAGCCUGGAACGACGGGGGUCCCCCGGCCUCACGUUCACCAUCAACCAGGAGGCCGUGGUGUGGCCCAAAUGGCUCAACCAGGUGGGGGAAAGCAUUCCUUGA
This is a messenger RNA of Elgaria multicarinata webbii, 2934 nucleotides long. Its product is annotated as zinc finger protein 420-like. NCBI's taxonomy places the organism in Eukaryota, Metazoa, Chordata, Lepidosauria, Squamata, Anguidae. Gene Ontology annotation, cellular component: nucleus; membrane. Gene Ontology annotation, biological process: regulation of transcription by RNA polymerase II; G protein-coupled receptor signaling pathway. The coding region runs from base 1 to 2934 and encodes 977 amino acids. Gene Ontology annotation, molecular function: G protein-coupled receptor activity; DNA-binding transcription factor activity, RNA polymerase II-specific; RNA polymerase II transcription regulatory region sequence-specific DNA binding. The record is from RefSeq and is a predicted model, not a curated record. The transcript is spliced from 6 exons.